AUGCUUUCUUUUCCUUCUAUAUCCUGCUGGCUGAAAGACAAGGCUCACCCCAAGGUUCUCAGCCUCAAGGGCAAUGCGCUUCUCGAACUAGGCCUUCCCAAGCUCAUAGGCAUGGAUGUCCAACCACCAGAUUCAUUGACCCUGGUGGAUGACAGGCUGCAGGCCACUUCCACAAUGAUUGUGACCAAAGGAAAGGACAUUGAUGUCCUAGAGAAGCACCAGGGUCACCAAGCAGCUCCCUCACAUUGGUCGCUCAGUCAGGUCUUAUGUCAGUGUAUUCUGAUGACAGCAGACCACAAGUUCACCAGAAAGCCAGUGGCCCUUCAAACUGGUAUUGGCUGGCCUGUAAUGUCUCCAGAAUUGGCUGGAAAGGCCAGUCCUUAUGCCAAGAUGUUUUUCAUGAAUGAUGAUACAAGACUCUUCACAGACAAGGCCAUUAUUCAGUGGAAAAACAACAUAUGCAUGCAUAUCACCGACAGAAGUGCUUUUGCCUCUUUUUCAUGCAUGAGCAUGACACAGAUAAACCAACACCUCAAAGACUUCCACAUUAACUUCUGGUAUACUGCUGAGCUGACUCCCAUGAAGGUUGGAGCUGCCAAGGAUAUACACACAACACCAUUGCAGAUGUGUGCCCUAACUGCUGUAGCAGUGCCAAGUAUUCACCCAUAUAUGAUGCAUACUACCACUCUCUUCUCAAAGCAACUCAGAACCCCACUAUCAGCAUGGCAGUUAAUCACCAUCUGCUGUGGCUUCAUCAAUGCAGAUUCCAUACCCAUUGUUCAUCGAACUACAUUGCAUGAGGAGAGUGCAUCAGGGAGUGCAUCACAGGCCAGACCCAGCUCUUCUGCAAGCUGGUCCAUGGGUGUCAAAGGAUACAAACCAUUUUCUUAUGAUUAUACUUAUGAGAUGUAG
Molecule: messenger RNA, 912 nt
Organism: Pisolithus orientalis
Lineage: Eukaryota; Fungi; Basidiomycota; Agaricomycetes; Boletales; Pisolithaceae
Exons: 9
Coding region: 1-912 (303 amino acids)
Source: RefSeq, a predicted model, not a curated record